GAAGAGAGAGCACUUACAAUUUACAUAGAGCGAUGUCUUCUUAGAGAGAGAGAGAGAGAGAGAGAUGGAAGACGAGGACGACGAGGAGGUAGAGAGAGCCGCGAGAUGGCUUGAAGACCUCUCCAAUGGCGUCCUGAACCGCGAAUUCGAUUUCCUGACGUUGCAAGGCCUCCGAGUCGUCCGCGCCCGGAAGGACUCCCUCCUCUGCACCUUCGUCGUCCCCGAUCGUCUAUCGGUAAAUCCCAAGUCCGGCUCGGACAUGGAUGGGAAUUGGCACGUGGGAGCGAUGGCGACGCUGAUCGACGACGUCGGAGCUGCGAUGGCGUACUCCGCCACCGGCAAACUCAAGGCCACCCUCGACUUCUGCGUCUCUUAUCUUUCCACGGCGAAGAUCCAAGAAGAAGUAGAGAUAGAGUCAAAGGUGGUAGGGCCAGGGUCAAAGGGAAAGCUUGCGAUGGUGGUGAUGGAAGUUAGGAGGAAAGACAGUGGCAAGUUAAUUGCCUUGGCUAAGCAGUGGUUGGCUUCUGUCAAUUUGACCGGUGAUCAACUUAAGAGCAAGCUUUGAUACUUGCUUUGCGUGCAUUCAUGUCAGAAAUUCCGUACCAUUUCUAAAAUUCGAAACUUUGAACAAUUAUAUAAUAUGGCUUGUGAAGUGUCUCGACGACUUUCUUUUCCAUGCACAAACGCAAAUGUCACAUUUUUACUUUGAUCUCCCUAUUAUUACCAGCUAGUGAACAGACCAUGCUUUGCAGCGCAUUCUAUAUUUCAA
This is a messenger RNA of Eucalyptus grandis, 769 nucleotides long. RefSeq lists its product as uncharacterized. The transcript is spliced from 3 exons. The record is from RefSeq and is a predicted model, not a curated record. Gene Ontology annotation, molecular function: fatty acyl-CoA hydrolase activity. Lineage: Eukaryota; Viridiplantae; Streptophyta; Magnoliopsida; Myrtales; Myrtaceae. The coding region runs from base 65 to 565 and encodes 166 amino acids.